AUGGAGGCGAAAGGCAGAAACAUGCCCCCAGAUAUUAGUUUCCUUCCCCGCCCAGCGAUGGUGUGGUGUGAGCGGGGCAUCCAGGUGCUGCUGACCACCAUGGGGGCGUUUGCAGCCUUUGCCCUGAUGACAGUGGCUAUUGGUACAGACUACUGGCUGUACGCCCGGGCUUUCAUCUGCAACAGCACGGCCAACUCGUCCCAGGAGGAUUCCAACAACAAGGACAAGAAGGACCCUGGGGCUCUCACCCACUCUGGUCUCUGGAGGAUCUGCUGCCUGGAAGGCUUGAAGCGAGGUGUGUGUUCCCAGAUCAAUCAUUUCCCAGAGGACGCAGACUACGACCAAGAUGCUGCAGAGUAUUUGCUGCGCGUGGUGCGAGCCUCCAGCAUCUUCCCCAUCCUCAGCGCCAUACUGCUCCUGCUGGGGGGAGUGUGUGUUGCUUCCAGCACCUUCUACAAGAGCAAAAGGAACAUUAUACUCGGUGGAGGAAUUCUCUUUGUAGCUGCAGGGCUCAGCAACAUCAUUGGAGUGAUCGUGUACAUCUCAGCAGCGCUGAGUGACAUUUCCCCCAAGAAGGACGAGGACAAGAAGUGGCACUACUCUUACGGCUGGUCCUUCUACUUCGGCGGCCUGUCCUUCAUCCUCGCCGAGAUGGUAGGUGUCCUCGCCGUCAACAUCUACAUUGAGAAGAACAAGGAGCUGCGUUGCCGCUCUCGCACCGACCUCUUCAAGAGCACCACGCACGCCAUGCUGCGGCUGCCCAGCUACCGUUUCAGACGGCGCUCUCGCUCCAGCUCACGUUCCACCGACCCGCCGCGCUCCCAGGAGACCUCGCCCAUCGGCACCUCCAAAACCUUCAGCCUGCCGCCCUCUGCUCCGCCGUUCUCUGUGGCCACUCUGCCCAACCCGCACCACACCAGCAGUGGUGGAAGCGGAGGAGGAGGCGACAUCUCCAUGUACACCCUGUCGAGGGACUCCAAGCUGGGCAGCCUGGGAGGCGGUGCCCCACCUCUCUACGGCACGGUGGACCGCGCCACGCUCUACCAGCUCCACAACUACUUUCCAAAAGAUUCCAGUGGAGGCGGCAGCGGCGGUGGAGGAGGAGCAGUGAUAAGCAGCGGUACCCUGCCAUCUCACUCCAAGUCCAACUUGGCAGCGGCGGCAGCUGUGGCCCAGAAUGCAGCACCGCUGAAUACAUCCACAUCAGCUGCCACUCCAGCCCAGCCGGCCCCUAUAUCUACAGCCACCAUGGAGAGGGACAGGGGUAACGUGGGAACCCUGGACCGACUGACAGCCAAAAGGGACAGGGAUAGCAACUCAGAUACGCUUAACAGGAAAACUACGCCAGUUUAA
Toxotes jaculatrix (banded archerfish) is the source of this 1353-nucleotide messenger RNA. RefSeq names its product calcium channel, voltage-dependent, gamma subunit 8a (gene cacng8a). Gene Ontology annotation, cellular component: AMPA glutamate receptor complex; postsynaptic density membrane. The record is from RefSeq and is a predicted model, not a curated record. Gene Ontology annotation, molecular function: voltage-gated calcium channel activity; channel regulator activity. Gene Ontology annotation, biological process: neurotransmitter receptor transport, postsynaptic endosome to lysosome; transmission of nerve impulse; neurotransmitter receptor internalization. Lineage: Eukaryota; Metazoa; Chordata; Actinopteri; Toxotidae. Bases 1 to 1353 code for a protein of 450 amino acids. The transcript has 5 exons.